AUGCAAGAACAGAGCUUGUGCGGCAAGCUUAGCGCCUUGAUCUUUUCCCCAGACUUCGCCAUCUUGAUUAGUUCAUAUAUCAGGAUGCCAUCUAUAUGCAUGUGUCCUGCUCCCUUGCCUCGUGUCAACCAUGCCUGGCCAAUAUCGGUAAAGGCCUUGUAG
This is a messenger RNA of Heterobasidion irregulare TC 32-1, 162 nucleotides long. RefSeq lists its product as uncharacterized. The transcript has 2 exons. Bases 1 to 162 code for a protein of 53 amino acids. Lineage: Eukaryota; Fungi; Basidiomycota; Agaricomycetes; Russulales; Bondarzewiaceae. The record is from RefSeq and is a predicted model, not a curated record.